UGCAGUAGGUGGCGGUACUGCACCAUAAGCCAACCCCUGUCAGACAAGUAGCGGAAGCAGCUGCCACUGAAAGCGUUGGUGCUAGUUGCCGCAGCUGCAAUUUGAGCCAGUUCUUCCUGCAGGUUGUUGAUUUAUUUGAGCUGGUGAAUCUCCGAAAAUGAGUGAUCAGAAAAAUGACCACAGUGAUGUGGACGAUCUGUCCGACAGCGAUGACUCUGAGCCUGAAGAACAACCCAACACAACUCCCUUCGACCCAGAGCUGGACCAUGAUGACUAUGACGACGGGGAUGUCAGGGAGGUUGUCGUCUCUGCUCCAGCGGCUAAGAUGUCAUUCAGUCUGAAAGGAGGGGGCUCCGCUUUCUCAAACCGCAGCCACAGUAUCUUUGACAGCCUAGACAAUGCUGUCCAGCGGACUUCAUCUUCUCUGAGCAAGGAUCGCAUUACAGAUGGAGUGUUUGUUUUGCCUCAGCCUCCAUGUCCCAGCUUGAAGAUGAGCCAACCUCAAUCCACCAGCUCCACACCACCAACAAAGAAAGAAAGCCCAGACUAUCUGGUGCACCCUGAGCGUUGGACUCACUACAGUCUGGAGGACGUGACUGAGACCAGUGAUCAGGAUAACAGCAAGGCCGCUCACCAAUUCCUGUCUAGUCUGCGGGAGGACAGACAGCGUGAUUCAUCCUGUAACAUCCAGGAGAGGAUGAUCUUCUCCAGACCAAACCAACUGCCUAAGGACCAGACUGCGGAUCAGCCGUCAGCUGUCAGAGCAAAUAAGAGGGGGAUGCAUCUCAGUCAUCUGGAGGAGGAGGAGGGGUGGUUGGAGGGCAGAAAGAAAGAAAAGACUGGAGGAAAGGGAACAGAGCAGGAUGAAGAAGAGACUAAGGUGAGAAAGACAGACAAGGAGAAAACCCUUAGAUUUAUGGGUCAAGCAGAGGAGGAGAAAAAGAAACAGCUGCAGAAAGAAAAGGGAGAGGAGGAGACUGGGGUAAAGACAGAAUUUGCCAAGCCCGGCUUUACCUCCUUCAGGAAACCAAAGAGUAAAAACUACAGGAAAAGUUCAGAGCCAGAAGACAACUGACUGUGAUACAACUCUAUCACUUCUUCCAUGUCAUGAUUAUACAAGUAGAAAACUCCAUCACCAAACCUCCUGCUCUUUAAUUCAUCAGAUAGUCUGUGGCCCAGUAUGACAAUGAUUUCACAGUAUACUACAGUACACAAAGUUGUUAGUAACUGUGUGUAAUGGAAUGUAAAAGGUAGUAGCCGUCUCUGAAGACCAGGGUUGGCUGUUCCUAAUGUGCACCUGUACAGUCCGAUACUGGCAAAUCAUGGUCACUGGUUUGAUGCCCCAAAAUGUUUGGUUUGUGUAACAGGUUUAAUCAAUGAGCUCAUAUAGUGUGAUGGUGGUGUACUGGACUGCUGUUUAUUCAGAGGUUGUUCCUCAUGUAAAAAUUUGAAUGGAACCUUGAGUGUGAUGUCUUCCAAUACAACAGCACCUUUAACUCUGAGCCCAACACCUUUUAAACAGAAAACUGUAUUCACACAUUUCACACAUAUCAGCAAAUCCUCAAACUUGAGGACAAAGAGAAAUGUUUCGACAGAACUGCUUGAUGGAUUGUAUCAUUCAUAUAUACCUAAUAAAAUGGACAUUGUGUUUAUGUAGUCUGUAGUUUGCAUACGACCAAACACUGAGUUCAGUUACUGCACUGUUGGGAGGCAGCUUGAUAAAUAAAGGUAAAUAAAAUGUUGAACCUCA
Messenger RNA from Paralichthys olivaceus (Japanese flounder), 1750 nucleotides. It is a transcript of the gene tssc4, whose product is annotated as tumor suppressing subtransferable candidate 4. Lineage: Eukaryota; Metazoa; Chordata; Actinopteri; Pleuronectiformes; Paralichthyidae. The record is from RefSeq and is a predicted model, not a curated record.